UGGUUUGAAAUGGUACAGAACUGCAUAAGCCAUUUACAGAAAAUGGCAUUUAUUUAACUUAUGGGGCCCCCGGGCAAUGGGGGAUCAUGGGGCCCCUGGGCAAUGGGGGAUCAUGGGGCCCCUGUGUCCUUGCCCAAACUCAAAAAAACCUAUGAAAAAGGUACCAGGGGCAUCUCAUGGGGCCUCCUACUGACCCCGGGCCCUCGGGCAGUGCCCGAGUUUCCAAAU
This is a messenger RNA of Staurois parvus, 228 nucleotides long. The record is from the annotation of a GenBank genome assembly. Lineage: Eukaryota; Metazoa; Chordata; Amphibia; Anura; Ranidae.